Messenger RNA from Rotaria socialis, 10602 nucleotides. Lineage: Eukaryota; Metazoa; Rotifera; Eurotatoria; Philodinida; Philodinidae. The record is from the annotation of a GenBank genome assembly.
AUGGCCGAGCAAGAAGAGCACCACCACCCUCAUCGAACGCAGGCCUCGGCUAAUAUCACAUCGGCUAGUGAUGGAUCUGUAUCACAAGUACAUGUAAAUGUGUCCGAUUCCGAUGGAAUAUUUAAUCCUAGUGGCAAUCCACUCACCACGACAACAAUAAGUACCAUUGCUGUACAAGCUGGUGAAGCUAGAAUUGUUUUAGCUGUACUACGAAGUUCAGACAUUGUUCGAGUACGUAUUCAACAAAUGGAACCCGAUCUAAUGGAUAUCGGCUCAACUCUUGGUGAUACAAUUAAAUAUCAAAAUGUUCAUGAAGAGUUAAUUAGUAAAUUGAAGGCUAAACAAGAUAAUAUAACAGAAUUGCUGACACGUGCAGAUGAUCUUGUUACUCAACAAAAAUCUUACAACGAAGUCUAUGAAGCAAUGGCACGUAGUUUAGGUGAAGCAUGGAAAGAACUCAAUCUACAAUUGGAAGGUCGAAGAAAUUUAUUAAAUCAAGCUAUACGUUUUCAUACAAUAGCCGUUCGAUUCACUGAUCAGGUUAACGGUGCUCGUUCAUGGUUUAGUUCAUUAGAACAAGCUAAUUUUGAUAAUAAACCAUUAAAUAUAUUAUUUGACGAACACGAUGCAUUUCGAAAAGAAAUUUUAGAAGCAUCAUUAGAUACAUUAAAUGAAGGACAACUAUUACUGGAACAUGUCAAAGAUUUAGGUUCAUUAAUUGAAUCAGCAAAUCAACAUAUAACUAUUGCUGCUUGCUAUGAAAUUGAACAGCUACUUGGUUUACAUCAAGAUGAACGACGUAAAUUUGAAGAUGAAUGGGAACGAAAUAGAAAAAUUCUUAGUGACUAUGUGCAAAUGUCAGAAAUAAAGCAUGAAAUUGAUCAAAUAUUUGAUUGGUUAGAAAAACAAGGUAAAUCCAAUUCAGACAAUACUGACCUUGGACAAACUUUAGAUGAUAUUGAACGAUUACAAAUGAUUCAUAGAAAUAUUGAAGCUGAAUCACAAACAAUUCAUGAUCGAGUUAUUCGUUGUAUGCGUGCUGUUGAUACAUGGGUGCAUACGGGUUUAACACGAGCCGAUCGUUUACAUGCAUAUGCGCAUACACUUUUAGUAUUGUGGGAAAAAUGGGCACUUAAACUUGAUAUUCGGCGUCGACUUUUGAGAUUAGCACAUCAAUUUUAUAUUGAUUCAUCAAAUGCUUUUUCAACUCUUGAUACAAUCGAUGCACAUCUGUUAUCUCUAACGUCAAAUUAUUUAUGUUCAAGUGAAGAUCUUUUACGUGAAUACAAUCAAAUCAACGAACAAUUAAUUCAAUCGACAGAGAUUCCACUACGUCAAGGACAUCUUUUAUUAGAGAAAAUGCAAACAAACGAAUGUAAAUCACCAAUUUUACGUGAGCGUGUUUAUGAUUUAGAAAAACGUCUUGAACAUAUAAGAAAUAAAUUACGUGAAGAAUAUGAAAAAUUAGAUCAACAAGGUUCAUCCUUAUAUCAAACAUUUGAUAAUGAAUGUACAGCGGCAGAAGCAUGGCUAUUUAAUGUCGCAGAAAAUUUUCUAUAUUCAACAAGAUUUUUAAUUGAUUCAAAUAAUUCGAUUGAUACAAAGAAACAAGCAAAUGAUUUCUUAGAAUCUCAUCAACAGAUUAUUGAAUGUGAUCUCAAGCGUCGUGAAGAAGAUAUUCAUCGUCUUGGAACAUUAGUUCAUGAAUUACAAGCAAGCAAUGAUCGAAGUUGGCAAAUAGCUCGAACACGAUAUGAUAAUCUAUAUUCUCUAUGGCAAAAAGUAUCUGAUAAAAUCAUUCGGCGUCAUUCACUUGCUAAAUCCUAUGUAGAUUUUCAAAAUCAAGCCGAACAAUUAUCAAAUGGUUUAGCUAGUAUUGAUGAUGUUAUACGUUUUCGAGAUAAUAUUGAUCUAUUACCUGAUUCAGCAAUAAAGCAUAUUGAACAAACAUGGCUCACUCUACGAAAUAAUUAUCACGAACUAAUUAAUAGUAGCAAACGUAUUCGAAAUACUUUAGAAACAGAAUCUGAACAAAUCAGUUUACAAACAAACGAUACUUAUCGUACAGUCGUUAAUCAAUGUGAACAAAUUACACGUAGAUUUGAACAAAUUUCGUCUAGUUUCGAUGCCUGGAUUCGAAAAUUAGCAAAUUUAAGAGAUUUUAAAAAUCAGUGGGAAAACUUUGUUGAUAAUUCACGACAAACCAUCGAUAAAGUUCAUCGAUUUGAAUUAAACAUUGUUCCAGCACAAAUAUCAACCACUGAUAAUGUUGAAACAUAUCAAAUUUUGCUGAAUGAUUUUGCAAAUCGUGUUCAAGAAAUAACACGUGAAGUUGAAGAUCGUCUAAAAACUGCUGAACAAUUAGGUGCACGAGGUGAAACAAAUGGACAGAAAGAACAAAUUGUUAAUGAACUUAUUAAAACUCAACAACAAUUUUUAACACGAAUUAAUCAAACACGUAGUUUUCUUCAUACCAUGGUAAAUUAUUAUAAAAAUGCAUCCAAAAUGGAAACACAAUUUGUUAAUAACGAACGAAUGCUUUUAUCAUUACCAACUGAUAUUCGUAGUACUGAAGUUUUAGUAAGACAAUAUGAAACAGAACGAGAAAAAAUUCUUCAAACGUAUGAACAAUGUAGACAAGAUGCAUCACUAGCGGAAAACAAAGCUAAACAGUGUGGAGUAAAUUUAUUUAUUGAUGAAAUGUAUGCAAAACAACAACAAAUCGAGCGAAAACAUUCUCAAUGGCAACAGCAAUAUGAUGAAAAUCGAUCAAAAUUAAAACAACGCGUUGAAUGGUGUCAAUUUAUAGAUGAUAAAAUCAAAAUUGUUUACGAACUGGAUUCAUUACAACAAGAAAUCGAUAAACGAAAACGAAAUAUUCCUCAAACAUACAAAGAAGCUCUCAGUCGUACUGAAGCAGCUCAUGAAAUAAAUCGUCUCUAUGAUAAUUGUGAACGAUCGGUUCGAAGAUUUCGUACAACAGCUGAAAUUAUGCUUCAACAAAAACAUCCAGACUAUCAACACGUUGAUAAUGAAAUAAAAGAUGUAGAAAAUAAAUUGUCGACUAUCUAUAUAUCAAUUGGAAACUAUCGACAACAUGUUGAAAAAACAACCGUCUAUUACAAACUUGUCGAUGAGAUUGAACGUUGGCAUCAAGAAUCUAGUCAACUUCUAUUACAAGUCGGUACAGAUAUAAUGCAUUGUAAUACAGAACAUGAUGCUAAAAGACUUCUUGAUAAAGUUACACGAGCUAUCGAUCAAGGAAAAGAAUAUGAACAAGAGAAAAUGAAACAUAUUAGUGCAUUAGCCGUUGAAGUUUUUGGACAAAAUGAUGGACAUCAUCAAAUAAAACAUGUUACAUCACGAAAUAUUGAAUUAAUCAAUGCAUUUAUUAAAGUUCAUCAAGAUAUUUCAACGGUUCAACGUAAUUUUGAACAUCGAAAAGAUUAUCAAAGAGAGACUUUCUCAACGAAUAAACAGCUUCCUGUUUUUGUUAAACCAAUCAAAGAUACAACAAUUACUGAAGGAACAAGAUUUUCAUUUGAAUGUAUUAUUGAGGGAAACGAACCGAUCAAUGUUGAAUGGCUUAAAGAUCAAACAAUUAUUUCAUCAUUAACGCAUGAUAUUCAAUAUGAAAGAGGUUUAGCUACGUUAACACUUGCCGAUGUACACAAAGAUGAUUCAGCUUAUUAUACAUGUAAAGCAAAUAAUUCGGCAGGAACUGUAGAAAGCUCAGCCUAUCUCAUUGUUAAAGCUGCACCAUCCAUAAUUACUAUUGAAAAUAAAUAUCAACCUCACUACGCUCCGACAUUUAUUGAACUAUUACGUUCACAAGAUGCUCUUAUUGAUUCAACAGUUGUAUUCGAAUGUAGCGUUUACGGUGAACCAAUACCGAGUGUGACAUGGGAGCACAAUGGGAUUGAAUUAUGUAAAGGUCAUUCUUCAUCAGAUUCACUAUCGAAACAUCAAUUAUAUCGCUUAGUACUUCACAAUGUUAAAUUAACUGAUGAAGGAAAAUAUGCUUGUAAAGCAACAAAUGUUAGUGGUGAAGCAAUAUCCGUAGCUGAUCUUCGUAUUUAUUCAAAUCAACAGCAACAACCACAACCACAACCACAACAACAACAACAACAACAACAACAUGACAUAAUGAUGUCGUCGGGAUACGAGCCUCGCCUUACUGAACCAUUAAAAGCAUCAUAUAUAAUUCGCGAGGGACAACCUGUUAAACUUUCAUGCCGUUUUGACGCUAAUCCAAAAGGUGACAUUCUAUGGCUAAAAGAUGGAAUACCAAUUGACUUCGAAGCUCUAGGCAUUUCACGUGAUUUCAAGAUUGUCAGAGAAGUUGAUUAUACAGCGUUAUUAAUAACUGAAACUUUUCCAGAAGAUACAGGCUCGUAUACAGUUUCAAUUCGUAAUCCAUUGGGUGAAGCACGUUCAUUUACACGAUUAACUGUUGAAGAGUUUUUUUGUCGAACACCCGAAUCGGAAAUGUCCGAUACAUCAUGUAGACCUGUUUUCGUUCAACCUCUUCGUGAUACAACAAUAACCGAAGGACAAAAAUUAAAAUUACAUGCAGCAAUCAAUGCUCAUCCUGAACCAGAAAUUAUUUGGUAUUGUAACAAUAUUCCAUUGAAAAGUUCACGUGAUGUUACAAUAACAUUUGAUGGACAAUUAUGUACAUUAAUAAAAGAUAAUUGUGAAAAAGAAAAUGAUGCUGGAUUAUAUCGUAUUACAGCUGUGAAUUCGAUGGGACAAGCUGAAUCGAUUUGUCAAGUAAAAAUACAAUCAAGAAAUUCAAUAAUAUUCAAUGAGCGUACACAAUCGAUGCGUUCACCGCCAGUUAUUCUUCAACCAUUAGAAAGUACAACUGCUCAUGAAGGUGAACGAAUUAUUUUUCAAAUACGCAUCAGUGGACAACCUAAACCGCAAAUUAUUUGGUACAAAGAUAAUCAACCGUUAAGAAAUACGCAUGAUCAUAAAAUUCGCAAUCAAGAUGAUAUUUAUACACUUGAAAUACCUGAACUAUUUAUGGAUGACGCAGGUAUUUAUAUGGUUAAAGCAAUUAAUAUUGAAGGUGAAGCUAAAUGUGAAAGUUCAUUAAAUAUUUUACCUUCGAUCCCUAAUAUUUUACCUUCGAUUCCUAAUAUUUUACCUUCGAUCCCUAAUAUUUUACCUUCGAUCCCUAAUAUUUCAAUGACUAAUCAACAAAUGAAUAUUCAAUCAGAUGGUUUUCCACCUGAAUUUUUACAAUUAUUUACUGAUCGACCAACAUCAGUUAAUUCAACAAUUAAAUUUGAAGCUAGAUUGAUUGGUACACAGCCUUUAAAUGUAUAUUGGUUAUUUAAUCGGUCACCAAUAUCGGCUCUGGAAAAUAAUCAACGUUAUCAACAACAGUAUUUUAAUGACACUUAUUCAUUAACAAUACACGAUGUUCAGUUUGAAGAUGCUGGGCGAUAUACAUUAAAUGCAGAAAAUGCAUGGGGGAAGGCUACCUGUACUGCUGAAUUAUUUGUUCCACCGAGUGGAAUGUCAGUCGAAAUGUCACCUUCUCCACCUUCAACUCGAAAACGACACAUUGAAACUACUCAACAACAACAACAACAACAACAACAACAAACAUCUUCAGCAAAUACACGUUCAUAUGAACAAGAUUAUGAACGUCGACAAGAAUCAUCAUUUAUCUCGUCGAAUACCAAUAAACGUUAUCGUCCAUUACAAUCGUCACUUGAACGAGCACAUUCGUUGUCACGUGAGGAUGAACAUCGUCGACGUCAAUAUCCAAAAUCUAUUGAUGUUUUUAUUCCUUAUGAUAUACUUGAGAAACAACGCGAUCAACAACAACAACAACAACAACCUGUAAAAUCUUCAACUACGACACGAAGUUAUGAAUAUGAAGUUGAAGAGAGACGACGUUCGUCAUCGGCCAAUGUUAAACAACAACGUAAAAUGGAUUUUGAUGAAGAACAAGAAUAUUUACAUUGUUUACGUGAUUUAACAAAUGAAUAUGAAAAAAAUAAACGCCAAAAAAAGUCAUUUGAUACUCGAAAGAAAACAACAACUACUGAUACACAAGAACAAUAUGAGAGCGUCGAAGAAGUAUAUCGUCAACGACCAGUAACGACAACAACAACUACUACAGAAGAAUUUAUAAAGCAAUCAACAUAUCGAAUACCAACAACAACAACGACAGGAAUAUCAUCAUCGAUGACUCGUCUAAAUCAAUUUGAAAAGCAAUUUAUUGAUAAUUUUGCAGUUCGUCCACAACAGGAACAGCAAUCAUCAAUAUCAUAUACGACACGUAAUGAAGGUGACCAACGUUUAACAGAAUCACAACGUUCAUUUUCAGAAGAAUUACUUUUUAAACGUUUAAUACCAACAGCUAAACAAUUAUAUUCAGCAACAGCAAGUGAAGCUGGUUUCGCUACAAGUGACGAUGAUUUAACAACUAUGGAAUAUCGUAUUAAACGAAAAGAACGUUUAAAGCCUAUACGUAUUUAUUCGUCAACAAGUUCGAUACCAGGUGAAACAAGUGUUAAAUAUGUUCGCACGGAACGUCAACCUGUUCAACUUCUUGUUCCAAAACCACAAAUAAUAACAACACAAGGUGAACAUUCAACAACAAUUGUAAAAGAUGUUCGACGUUCAACAGGAAAAAUAACAACAAAUAUACAACAACAGCAUCAACGAGCAACAAUUGAAGGCGAACAUGAAUUACGUAUUAUUAAAGAGCCAAUAUCAUUUGGUCAAAAUCGAACAGUCGAAUUUACAAUACCUAAACCAAUUGAUAUUCCACCAGCGGAACAUUCAUCAACGUUUGUUGUUGAAUCGAAAAAAGGUGGACGUUUUCAAACACUUGAUAUCAGUAGUGCACUAACAGGUGAACAUACACUUGCUGGUGAACACGAACUACGCGUUAUAUCGGAACCAAUAUCAGCUGGCUUACAUAACAAAGCAGUCGAAUUAUUAUUUCCUAAACCACCAUUACCACCACCGCCAAGCCAGCAUUCGUCAACAGUUGUUAAACAAACGCGUGCGCCGCCGUCUAGUGUUGUUUUUGAUAAUAUUCAAACGACACUAAAAGGUGAACAUGAAUUACGUCGAGUUGAUCAACCAAUAGAAUCAGGUGCUAUGGAUAGUGUCGAGUUAAUAGUACCGAAGAGUUUUACUGAAACAGCUGAACAUACAACCACCAUUGUAACUGAAACGCAACCGCAAAGACGUGUUUUAGAAAUUACUGGUAGUGGUAGAAAAAUGGAAAGUGAACAUGAAACAAAAUAUUUUCAUGAUGCUGUUCGUAUUGAAGAAGAAAUUGAAGUUAAAUUACCUAAGCAACAAAUCGAACUUCCUGAACAUACAACAACAAUUAUUAAACAUAGUCGAGGUAGAGGACCAAUUAUUGAGGUUGACACAACACAACGAACAAUUCAAGGCGAACAUGAAACGAAAAUUAUUGAAGAAUCUAUUGAAGCACGAGCUGAUGCUAUGCAAUUGUUAGUUGCUAAACCGCAAGGAUCAGCAGAACAUAGUACAACUGUUGUUAAAGAACAGCGUGGUAAACCAUAUAUAUAUGCUAUUGAUAAAACACAACCAAUUCCUGGUGAAUAUGAAACAAAAUAUUACGAUAGACCAAUUGAAGCCUUUGGUGAAAUGCACGUUGUUUUCCCAAAACAGCAACCUGUUAUUGGCCCAUUAGAAGGUGAACAUAUGUCAACAUUAGUUAAACAAGUUCACGCAAGACAAGUCGUUUAUGAUGAUCGUCUUCGUGAAAUUCCUGGUGAACAUGCAUUAACAGUUGUGGAUAGUUCAACAACACAUAUGGAUAGAGGUACUGAAAGUGAAAUCGAAUUCAUUGUACCGAAACCACAAAUUCAACGUUUCGAAGAACAUUCAACAACUGUUUUAAAGAAUCUAUCGCGUCGUCCAAUAGGUUCAAGUGGUUAUGAUGAAGUAUUUGCUUCAUCAGCUGGUGAAGACGAAAAUAUUCGUCGACGUUAUCGUUAUCAAGAGGAAGAAGAAAGUGGCUGGACUAGUGCUGGUGAACAUUCAACAACUUAUGUUAAACAAGCACGAGCUAAAUAUGAACCAAUUGAGCUUGUUGUUGAUCGACCAAGAAUUAUGCCAAGUGUAUCAACAUUAAUUGCUGAUAUACAAGCACCAACACAAAUCACAUCAAUAAAACCAACAACAAUACUUAUACCCCAAGAUAGUUCAGUUAAAUUAGAUAUGGACUUGAAUAAUCAAUAUUUGCAAGAACAAUAUGAUGAAAUGGAAUUAGUCUUAGAAAAACCUUAUAUACGUGAUAGUUCAACAAAACUAAUUGCAAGUAUUCAACCUGGUUUAGAAAUAAAAUCAUUUCGACCAACCACAGAUAUGCAAUUACAAACGAAAACUGCUGAAGAAAGUAGUUCGUCAUUAACGAUGCAAAUGCAACAAGAACAAGAAGAAUCAGUAGAACUUCGUAUACGUAAACCGCAUAUACAGGAUAGUUCAAGUGUUCUUAUAGCUAAUAUUCAACCUGAAUUAGGUAUACAAGGACAAUUAAAAGCUAGUCCUUAUAUUCUACCGCCUGUUGAAGAAUCAAGUACAGCAUUAACAAUGGAUUUAAAUGCCGAUCAACCAACAGCACCAUUCGAAUUAAUUAUACCACGCAUUGGUGUUGAAUCAUCAACAAAUACAAUUCUUGCACAAGUAGCACCAGCAAUGGCUGGUAUACGUGCUAAACUCGAUGGACCUAAAGUUGAAAAAUCGACAUCAAAAUUUGUUCUUGAACAAAAGAAACGUUUUGAUGAAGAAGUUGAAUUAAUUAUGCCUAAACCAAAACGUAUUGAAACAAGUACAUCGACAAUGCUUGCUGAUGUAGCAGCAAAAUUAGAAACUAAACAAAUACGUGCAAGUCAAGUACAACCAGAAAAAUCAACAUCAACAUUUUAUCUCGAUGAUACAGUACAACAAGUUGAACCACAACCAGUUGAAUUACGUAUGAGACAACCAAUUAUAGGUGAAAGUUCAACAACAGUAUUUGCCAAUGUUAAAGCAACAUUAGAUACACAACACAUAAAAGUACUCGGAAAUCCAUAUCAAACUAUUGAAGAUAGUUCGUCAGCUAUUAUGCUUGAUACUCUAUCGGAACAACUUCAACCAUCUGAAGUUGAGCUUAUUCUUCCUCGUCCACAAAUACAAGAGAGUAAAUCCGUUAUUUAUGCUGAUGUUCGUCCAACACUUGAUACAUCACAGACACAUAUUGUUAUUCCACCACCUAUACAAUAUCCUGUUAAAUCAAGUAGUGAACUUAUUUUACAACAAGAUACUAUUGAAGCACAACCUGUCGAAUUACAUUUACAUCGUCAGCCAAGUUCACAUACUGUUAUGGCUCGUGUAGAUGAUAAACGAGCGAAAACUAAAGAUAAGUAUGUUUUCAGUGGACAAGAUCAAAAUUAUGGUUAUCAAAUACGGGAUAGUUCAUCAACAUUAUAUACAGAUUUAAGUAGACCCGUUGAAUCGAAAUAUGCUGCUGACAAUCGUAGAACAGCAUCGAUGUCUGAUCAGCAACGACGAGACUAUAAUUCAAGAGUAACAACAAAAGAACGAAUGAGUAUGACAACUGGCAGUACUAUCGGAGCAUCAGAAAAUAGUACAACAUUGAUUACUGAAAUCGAACCACGUCAAUUAGAACCAGUUGAAUUCAUAGUUUCAGGUAGUAUAACUGGUACUAAUAAUAGAUUAGAACCAUACACAACUAAUGAUACUAGUAAUUUUACAACAACAACAACAACACAACGAACUAUGUCAUCAAUAAAUAAUAACGGAUAUAAUCAAAGAGCAAACAUGGAUUUAAAUCAAAGUUAUCCACCCUAUUUUCUCGCUUCUUUACGUGAUCAAACAGUUCGAGAGGGUGAAUCUGUACUUUUUGAAGUUGUUGUAUCUGCUUUACCAUUAGCAGAAAUUAUGUGGGAUAAAGAUGGCGAAAUAUUAAGCGUUGAUUCAGCAUUUCGCAUUGAUUAUUAUAGUGAUGGUCGAGCAACACUUUAUAUACCAGAAACAUUUUUAGAGGAUCAAGGUUAUUUUACAUGUACAGCUAAAAAUUCAAUAGGAUCAUGUCGUUCAACUGCACGCCUUAUGAUCAAAGCAACAAGUGAGCGAUUGUCACCAACACGUCGCGAAAUGCAUAACACAACAUCUAUUUCUUCAGCAACUACUCAAUAUCAACAACCCACAGGCAGAACAAAUCAACAACCAGCAUCCUAUCGAGUUUACUCACAAACAGACCCAGCAAGGAUAUCACAUCAAGGAAGUCUACCCAAAGUUAUAACACAAACUACUGAAGAAACCGAAGUUAUACAUAUCCCUCCUCAACAAGAACAACAACGCAAUGAAAUAUCCUAUACGGUUCAAGAUAAAAAACCAAAAUUCGAACCAGUUGCAUUUCAAGUUUCAGCUGUUCAACAAAAUACUCAACCAGGAAUGAAAACUGACGGUAGUGAUCCAAAUCCGUUUAAAAUUUUUGGUGCUAAAUUACGUAGUCGACCCGUUAAAGGCAUUGUUCCAUCGUAUGAUGAUCAAGCGACAAAUAAUUAUUCACAACAAGAUCAGUUCAUGUCUUAA